AUGAAUUUAAAAUUAAGCUUUGCCUUAGUUAUUACGAUGAUGCCAACAUUAUUGGAUAGUUAAUAUCUGAUGGAGUUGGAUGAGGUAUACUAGUAUUAUUAAAUUCCUAUAAGUGUAAAUAUAAAUAACUAUUAAAUUGAUGAAGUGGGUAUUUAUGGAAUUUGGAGUAGAUAUAUUCCUCUAAGUACAAUUAAAUAAAUAGGAGCUUUUGGAAUUAUUGAUAGUAAUUGUUACCAUUUGAAUUCAGCUAUUGAAAAAUAUACAUAAAGAAUCAAUUUUGUAUACUUUGAUUGUUUAAAUUCAGAAACCAUGACAGUUACAAAACAUUUGUAAUUUAUAGAUGAUUAGAGAUAAUUACAUAAACUUUAAAUAAAAAUCGACCCUUUUUAAUAUGAAUAUUAUUGGUAUUUCCUUGUAAUUACAUUUGCUCCUCAUUAAAAAAGAUUCAAAUAUUACAUAUUCUAAAAUAACAACAUUGUUGAGAAUCAGUCUUUUGAUAUUAAAUUUCCUUAUUAAGAUGAAAAUCUUUUGCUUAUAUUUGGAGGUGGUUUAGAAAUAACAGAAACUUAAUAAAUUUCAAUUGAUUAAACUUCUAAAUUACCAUAUUUUCCAGGUUAAUUAAAUAUUUUAUCAUUCGCCAAAACAUCCUUGACUGAAAAUUAAUUAUUUUUUUAAAUUGAAAUUUUUACAACAUGGGAAUGUGUUUGUGUUUGUAAUUUAAAUUAAAAUUAAAUUUUACCUGAUAUUGAUAUCAAAUGGAUGGAUCAAAAAUUGUUUGCUUCAACUAAUAUUAAUUGCGACUCAUUUGCAUUUCAUGCUUGGAUUAAAAUUACUGAGUGCUAUUCUGAUUAAGAAGAAUUUUUAUACUAAUUAAUGAAGCUAUCUAGUAAUUUUGAAAAUUCUGUAAUGAAAAAUGAAAAUUUAGCAAGUUUUUAACUAUUUUAUAAAGUUUCUAAUUUAAAUAAUUAAAUUAUUAUUACAACAUACAAUUAUAGUUUUCCCUACUAUAAUAUGGAUUUCAUUAAAAAUUCAUUUCUAAUUUAGAAAAGUUUUGAUUUACCAAAAGUGACAUUAUGGCAUUUUGUCUAUGUAAUUUAAUUAUAAAAUACAAUAAAAUUUAGUAUUAUGAUAUAAGAUGGGAUUUUUAAAACACAAUCGGAAUCAAUAUUUUAAGUUAAUCAGUUUCAUAUGGUUUAAUUUAAACUUUAAUAUGGUAAUAUUAUGCAACUUAGUUCUAAUUAUUUGAGUGUAAGCUUAAGAAACAUUAAAUUUUUGAAUUGUAUUUAUGAUGAAUAAUACUAUCCUAAUUAAAUUUGUCAUUAUAGUUGUUUAGAAUGUGAUGGUCCAACUCAGAAUGAUUGUUUGUCUUGUUCCAAAGAAUCUAAACGCAUUUAUUUGGCUAAAUAUAAAAUUUGUCUAUGCCCUUAUUAUAUGAUUGAUAAAGAAGUUUGUUAGGACAAAGAAAAUUACGGAUUAUUCUUAUAAUUAUAAUAACAUGAGAAUUAAUAAUGUAAUUAUGGAUAUUUUAAUUACAAUUAAAAUUGUUAAAAAUGGUAUUUAAUUUAAAUCAUUCUUUAGUCCCUCUAUAAUAAAUGAUUAAGUUUUGACAUGCUUAGAAUGUUUAGAGCAACCUUAAAAUUGGUUAAAUGAUCCUUAUUGUGAAACCAAUUUAUUUUUAAAUAGAGAUGGCAGUCCAUCAAAGAUUUUCAAAGAUUCUAGUAAAACAUAUUAUAUUCUUUAUGAAAAUGAUUUAAAACCGUAAAAUUUUUUUACCACUGACUUCAAUAUCAAAACAAAAGAAAUAUUUACUGAUUAUUUAGUUACUAAUCAAUUUUUUGAAACAAAUUACAAAUUUGUUUAAUUUGAUUCCAUGCCAAUAUACUCAUAAUGCAAUUUAUACUUUUGUGUUUAAUGUGGCUAUGAGUUAACAAGAAUCAUAUGUAUAAGAUGUUUUAAAACAUCAAUUCUGAAGGAUGGAUUUUGUAUUAAAAAAUAAACUGGCUAAUAAAAAUUUAAUUAAUGCUUAGCUUCUUUUUAUAAAACAUCUGAAAAUAUUUGUAAAUUAUGCCAAAUAGAUAAUUGUAUUUAUUGUUUUGAAUAUCUAAUUAAUGAUUUAACUAAAUGUACUCUUUAUCAAGGAUUUUAAGCAUUUUAAAUAGAUGAAUAUCACAGAGUAGGAUGUGCUCUAUGUAAAAAUGGCUUUAUUUUUGAUUUUAUAAAAGGUAAAUGUAUUUAUGAAUAACCGAAUAUAAAAAAUUGCUUAAGAGCUUAUAAUGAUUUAACUGGGAAAUAAAUUUGUACUUUAUCAUUAGUUGAUGAUUUUUCUAUAUCCCCAGAAAUUUAAAAUUGCAAUAAAUAUAUUACUAAUUGCAAAUAAUGUGUUCAAACACCUCAAAAUAUAAUAAAAUGUAUUAUUUGUGAGGAUGGAUAUUCAAGCUCUAUUACUACAGGUCAUUGUAGUAUUUGUUAAAUUGAAAAUGCGAAAUUUUGUAUUGAAGGUCUUUUAAAGGAAUAAGAUUCUUGGAUUCAUUUGAUUUAGAGUUUUUUAAUGUAAUUUUUACCAGAUAAAUAUUUUUAUUCAAUUCCAUCUCUAACUGUAAUUCCUUUACCAGUUAAGUGUAUAGAUGGAUAUGAAGUUAAUUAAUUUCUUUGCAAGAAAAGUUGUAAUAAUAAUUGUGAAGUGUGUCAAAAAAAUAUCAUCCCUUCAAAUGGUUUUACAUGUUCUAUGUGCAAAAUGAAUUAUUUUAUGGAAAAUCUUAGAUCAAUAGAUCAAGAGUAAUGUUUAGAAUGUCCAUAAUUAUGUCAAGUUUGUUAAAAAAGAUAAAUUUAAGAAAUUUAAGUAUUAUUUAAUUUAUUUUAUAGAAAAUAAAUCCUAUUUUUGUUAUAAAUGACAAUUCCUAUAUUUUCACUAUGAAAUGUAUUAAAUUUUUCCCUUAUCAUAACGUUGUGAUUGAUUAGUUUUCUUAAACAGCUAAAUACUGUUUUGAGUAAAAUUGUAAUAAUUAUUUGAAAUAUCAGGUAUUUUUUAUUAUUAUUAUACUCAGGUUGAAAAUAAUUGCAAUUCUAUAUUAAGUUUGUUUAAUACUAUGAAACAUGAAUAAUUUCAAAAUAAAUUGGAUUUUCAAUAUUUAAAUUAAAUAGGUUUAUCAAUUUUUUAGCUAAUUUUACCUUAUAAUUUAAAUUGUAUAUAUGAUGGAGAUAAAUUUAUUGCAAUAAAUCUCUAUAAUUUAAUUAAAAUGAAAAUAUUUUCUCUAACACUAGUAGAACUAAUGAUUAAAGGAUAAAAUAUUCCUUCAAAAAUUUUUAGCAAUAUUAUCACAUUUGAUUUUGAUUCUAUCUAAAUUGUUGAAGUUUCAUUUUAUAUGAACGAACUCUUUUCAUUCCAAUUUUUUAACUAGAAUAAAUCUAUUAAUUUUAAUCUUCAAAAUUCAUCAAUUACAGCCUCAGAGAAUUCAAGAACUUAAAUUUCAAUAAAGGCACAACUUUAUGACUAAUUUAAAAUUUAAAACUUAACACUCUAUAAUAUGAAUAUUAGAAAUUCUUAAAUAUUUGAAAUUCAUUCAAAAGAAAUAACUUUAAUUGAUACUAUAAUUAUUCAAAACUGUUAAUUUGAUAAUACAACAUUGUUUUCUUUGCUUAAUAAUUUCAAAACAGUUAUAUAGAAUUUUAAGAUUAUUGAGUGUUAAUUUUAUAAUUCAUCUAUUUUCAACUUUACAUAAAAUUCUGAUUUUUACCUCCAACCAUAAAUUAAAGGAAUAUUUAUUCAAAAUUCUUAUUUUUAUAAUUCAUAGAUUAUAAUAACUACUCCUUAUGUGGAUUUUUAGAUCAUAUAAUCAGUAAUAAAAAAUAGUUAGUUUAACUCUUCAUAAUUUUUGAUAUUUAGCAAUAAUUUGAAUAUAGUUGAUCUAAUUAUUGAACAAAAUACAUUUUUCAAUUCAUAAUUAAUAACCUUAAUUUCAUUUGUUUAAAAUAUAAGCAACUCAAUUAGUAUUUUUGAUGUAAAUAUUUUAUAGAAUUCUUUUUCUAAUACUAAAGUUUUCUUAUCUGAAUAAUAAUAAUCGUAUAAUUUUAAAAAUAUUUUGAUGACUAAUCUCAAAUUUUAAGAGAAUUUUCAAAUCCAGCUUACUCAUUCUAAAACAUAUAUUUUUUCAAUUAGUUGCUUUAAGCUAAUUUUAAAUAAUAUUAUAAUUAGUAGCUCUAAAAAUAUGAAUUAUUUCACUUUAUUCAAUGUCUAUUAAAUUGAUAUAGAAAAUUUGUAAUAUUAUAACAUUUUUUAGCAACAUAAAAUUAAAUUAUCUCUUAAAUGCUUAGAGGAAGCUAAUUUUAAUUCUCACUUAUUAAAUAUUUAAGGAUUUACUCAUUUAACUAUUAAUAAUCUUGUUGUGUAAAAUUAAUUUAACAGCGACUCAUCUAUUAUUUCAAUAUAUUCAAAUUUUAUUAAUUAGGAUGAAGAAUAAGAAACAAUUUAAAUUAAUAAUUUAUAAUUUAUUGGGAAUUUAAUAUAAAAAAUAAAACUAGGAUAGAUUUUAUCAUUAAUUAUCAUUUAUUCUGAGAAAAAUUAAAAUAUCUCUAUAAAAAACAUUAAGUUUGAAGAAAAUGCUUUGCAUUAAUAUUUAGAUGACUCUUCUUAAAAUAUUGCAAGUCUAAUUUUAAUUCAUUCCCAAUUAAGUUAUUUAGUUAUUUAAAAUUUCUAUUGUAAAAACAACAUUUUAACUAACUCUUCCAAUACAUUUAUUAAUUUGUUUUUGAAUGAAAUUUUCAUAUCAGAUUUAGUUGUUGAAAAUCAUAAUUAAAUUUAAUAAAAUAUAUGGAGUAAAGUUUUCCAAAUUUAAUUAGGAUAAAACUUAAGUUAGGAUCAACUUAAUUAAAUUAUAAAUAAACUCUUGAUAAUUUAAAAUAUUGGAGGAGCAUUAUCAAUUAUAGCACAAUAAUGUCAAUUAAUCAACAGUUCUUUUAAAAAUUUACUUGCUUAUAAAAGUUUAAUUAUUAAUUUAAAAACACAAGGAAAAGGAAUUGUAAAUUUUAAUAACUUAAAAAUGAUGCAUAUUUACAAUAUUAAUUUCAAUAGUACUGAAAAUGAUGGAAGCAUUACUAUAUUUUCUUAGUACAGUCUUUUAAAUUUUCAAUUUAUUGAUAUUGUUUUUUUUGAUGUGCUUAAUAAUCUAGGUUCUUCAAUUCUAGCUCUAACACCAUCAUCAAAACAAAAUAAAAUUCUUAUAAAAAAUAUAAACAUUUAAAACUGUUUUUCUCUUUUAAAUUUAUUCUUGAAAGCACAUUUUUAAAUUAAUUAUUACAAAGAAAAUUAAGUAUCAAUAAUUAACCAAACAAUAAUACAAAAUAAAACAUCGUUUAUUGAAUAUCUUAAAAAAUUAGGCUCAUUAAAUCAUUUUCUAACCUAAAAUAUUUUACAAGAUAAUUCAAUAAUAAAUUUAUAGGGAUGCAAAUUAUCAGUUAAUUAAUUUGUGAUUGAAGGAGUUAUUUUAUCUUCAAUUUUUAAAAUAGAAGACUCUUAUUAAUUAAAGAUCAAUAAUAUUUAUGUUUAUGAAGUUUUAUUACUCUUCCAAAUAAAUUUAUUUCAUAUUGUUUAAAAAUCUAUAAGUACUAUUUUCUCUUUUUAAAAUAUAAUUUUUUAGAGCAUUACAAAUGUUAAUUUAAUUAAUAUUGAUUUCAAGUCUUAAUUUAUUAAUGUUGAACUAUAAUAAUUGAAUUGCGAUUUAGAAAAUAUAAUUUAUAGUUUUUAUGAGGAAGAAAGUAAUUUCAUCGAAUUUUAUAACCGAUUAAUUAAGUUAAACAAUUCAAACAAUUUCAUAUUAUUUUAUCAAAGUUAAUCAAAUAAUAAUCGCAUUUAAUUAUCUUAAAUUUCUAUACUAAAUAAUGAUUUGUAAAAUUUUUUGAGUGGUAUCAUAUACUUUAAUUUGAUUAACUAUUCAGAAAUAAAUAUCAAAGAUGUUCUUUGUUUUAAAAAUAUUGUUAAUUUAUAUGGAUGUAUUUUUGUUGAAUCUAUUUCAUAAUCUAAGUCCAUUGUAAAAAUUUUGAAUUCCCUUUUUUUAAAAAAUAAUGGAGGCACUGGUACAGCAAUACUUAUAUAUAAUACAAUAUUUUUGUUGUCCAACUCUAAAAUAAUAAAUAAUACUGCAAAAUAUGGAGGCGGGGGAAUUUAUAUUUAAUAACAAAAUCAUUAAAUCUAGCUUAAUCAAACAUUGAUAAUCAAUAAUAGAGCAAAUCAGGCAGGAGGUAUUUUUAUAAAUACUAUCAAUUCUACAACUUUUGUCAAAUCUCUGGUUUGGUUUAAUAAUGCUUCUUUGCCUCCAAAUAAUUUGCAAGAGUUACCAACACUUUUGGAAUUAUAAAUAAAUUGGUAACAAAUGAAAUCAAUUUUAAUUAUUAAAGAAGAUCUUUAAGCUUAAACUUUGCUAAUGUAUCCUUAUAAAGUUAUAGAUUAAGGGAAAUUAAUUUAAGCAAAAUUGUUAAUGCUUCCAAGCAACUAAAUAAUUAAAGAUUAUCAAAUUUUUAAUACUCAAGUCUAAUCUUUUCAAAAAUAUAUUGAAUAGAUGCAAAUUAUAUUUAAAAAUAGUAUGAAUGAACAACUUAUUAAUUUUAUUAAUUCGACUUGUGAAAUUAGAUAAUAAUUGGGAUAAAAUGACUAUUUUCAGACAAUCAAGUCAGAAGAAAUAAAAUUUGAUCAAAAUAUAAAUUCUUUUGAUUUAAGCACUAAAUCUUUCUCUUUUGAUCCUUUUAUGUCUGAUAAAUUUUAAGAGUAAAUUUUAAUAGGAUGCAAAGUAGAUAAUUCUAUGUAAGAAUUAUACUAUAGAAUAUAAAUAAAAACAUUUAAAUGUUAAUUGGGAGAAUUUUAUAUAGAGAAUAAUUGUUAAUUAUGUCAAUUUAAAUAAGGUUACUAUUCUGUUACUUACAAUGCUACAAAAUGUUCAAUCUUUGAUAGUAAAAAAUUUGAAUCAAUAACAUCAAAUUAAAUAUAGCUUAAGAUCGGUUAUUGGAGGCCAAAUUAUUUUUCUGAUGAAAUAGAAUUUUGUUUUAAAUUCAAAGAAUCUUGCUUAGGAGGAUGGAUGGUUGGUGAUUAAAUAUGUUAUUAAGGCCAUAUUGGAGGAUUAUGUGAAGAAUGUGAUAGAUUCAAUAUUAGAGGGGAUGGAUUGUUUUUUAAAAAUUAAUAUAAUUCACUGUGUCAUUUAUGCGAAAAUGAUUAUAGUCGUUUCCAUUUUUUUAUUUUGGCUUCUUUGUGGUAUUAAAAUAUAAAAAUAUUUAGGGUUAUUUUUUCAACUCUGCUUACACUUUAUAGUAUAGAUAAAUCGAAUAGAUUAUUUUCAGUUUUGAAAAUUAGGUAAAGAUUUGCCAGGAUAAUUUUUAAAUUAAGUUAAGGUAAAAUAUUUUUUAAAACUUAGAUCAUGCAAGUAUUUUACUAAAAUUGUUUCUCAAUUAUAUUUGGAUAUUUUCAGUAAUUUUUUCAUUCAAUAUAAAAUUUUCUUUUUCAUUUAGCUUUAUUGAUCAAACAAGCAAUCCAUCAUUUUUCAUGGCAAAUAGUUUAGAUUGUUAUUUAUCUGAGUUUUAAGAAAUUUAAUUGAUCUAUUUAAGAAUUAUAACUAUGUUUCUAUUAUUGGCUUGCUUAUUUUUUGCUAUUUACAUUGGAUUUAAACUUUAUUCAUUAAUAAAACAUAAAAAAUUUCAAACUAGUAUUUUAUCAAUAACUGCACUUUAUUUGUUUGUUUCUAACUAUCCAGCAUUUAUUAAGCAGUAAAUAUUAAUUUAUAAAAAGAUUUUUCUCAUUAUUGGCUAAAAGAUAAAUUUCAUAAAUAGAUUAUAUUUAAGGAGAUGUUUCAUUAAGAUAUGGAACAAAAACUCAUUUUAAUUGGAUUAUAAGCCUUAUACUUCCAGGAUUAACAUGUAUUGGGAUUAUUUUGCCUUUUUCCCUUCUAGUAUUAUUGUAUAUUAAAAGAGAUCAAUUAGAAAAUAUAAAUUUAAGAAAACAUAUUUGUUAUUUAUUUAAUGAAUACGACAGACACAGUUAUUAUUGGGAAUGGAUAAAACUAGGAGAAAAAACUGUUAUUAUAAUCAUUUUAACUUAUUUUGAAACAGAUAUUUAUUUAAAAUCUUCACUAUUAGGAAUUUGUUUACUAUUUUAUUAAAUAUAUUCUUAAAAACAAAGGCCUUAUAUAAUUUAAAAUUUAAAUAAUUUGGAUGUAUAAACUGGAUAAAUUUGUUCUAUAGCAAUUUUUUUUGCAGUCAUAAAAUAUAUUUGUGAGUAACAAAAUAAUAUUGUUAUAUCAUUAAUUUUACAAGGAAUUUUAGUCUUAUUUUUUAUUUUAUUAAGUUAUCCUUUUUUAAAAAAUAUUGUACAGUUUUAUCAUAAGAAAUAUUUCCGUCUGUUUUUAAUUAAUUUAACCAAAUUGAUGAAGUUGAUGAAGAUUUCAUUUUUAGCUAAAUUUUUAAAUAUUAAAAUCCAUAAAUUGAAUUAAAAAGAAUAAAAGUUAUAAGAAAAUUUUGCAAAAUUGAGAAAUCAUCUAAUAUCUAUAUCAAAAUUUUAAUUAGAAUAGUAGAAGUAUUAUAUAAUCAUUUAUAAAGAUCCUUGACCGCAUUGAUAUCAUCUCAAUCAUUGUUUAGGAAUAAAUUAUAAAGUUUCGAUUAUAAUCAUUAAAAAAAUAUCAUAAAUGUUAAUAAUUGA
Paramecium sonneborni is the source of this 8674-nucleotide messenger RNA. The record is from the annotation of a GenBank genome assembly. Lineage: Eukaryota; Ciliophora; Oligohymenophorea; Peniculida; Parameciidae.